Molecule: messenger RNA, 1491 nt
Organism: Manduca sexta (tobacco hornworm)
Lineage: Eukaryota; Metazoa; Arthropoda; Insecta; Lepidoptera; Sphingidae
Gene: Or-44
Product: odorant receptor 46a
Exons: 9
Coding region: 94-1386 (430 amino acids)
Biological process (GO): sensory perception of smell; detection of chemical stimulus involved in sensory perception of smell
Cellular component (GO): plasma membrane
Molecular function (GO): odorant binding; olfactory receptor activity
Source: RefSeq, a predicted model, not a curated record
CACAAAGCAACACGUUCGUAAUAUGAUGAGUUUCGAGAGGCAUUUCUAAAUUAUCCGUCAAAGGGUUCAUAUCGAUUCUGUUAAACAAGAACAAUGACAAUUUGCACUGAAACAGUGAAAAAGAAAUUGUCUUUUCUAUCGAUAAUACUGCCUUACGGCGUUGUCGAGUCGUGGGAUAAUCUCGAUCCCGGACUGUAUCACGCAGUACACAUUUACUGGCUCAGAUUCUAUGGCAUGUGGUACAACAACUUUUCGUGGAAAACUAUAUAUUUUUGGGCUCAGAUGAUGUACACUCUGUCCGUCUUAUGGCUCGUGUGUUUUUUUCCCGGCAUCGGAGAAGUCGUUUAUUUACUGAAGCGGAGAGAAAAUAUUGGAAACGUCGCUGAAGGAUUGUAUUUAUUCCUCAGUGAAAUGUACACUUAUGUCAAAGUGGUCGUGUUUUGGUUCAACAAAAAGAAAGUUGUAAAUCUGCUUGAAUUUUUGCAUUGCAAAGAAUUCAAGGCAAAGGAGAUGGAGCACAGAGAGAUUAUACAUAAAAGUAUUAAGAGGGCACGUUUCGUCAUGACAUUCUACUCUACAAUGUGCGUCGGAGCGGUCUCGGUUGGGAUUGUAAUGCCUUUAACGGAGAACUUUAAUAUUUUACCUACAAAUGUGGAGUACCCACAUUUCAAUGUUUACAAUUCAUCAACGUAUGUGGCCAUAUACUUACAUCACAUUUAUUACAAGCCAGCAACCUGCAUAAUCGACGCUGUUAUGGAUACAAUGCUGGCCGCUUUUGUUGCUUCUGCCAUUGGCCAAAUAGAAAUAUUAACGUUUAAUCUCCGUAAUUUCGACGUUGUUGCGGAAAGGCGACGCAAAAAGGCCAUUAAAGAUAAUAAAUACAUUGGACUGCAAAAUAACAACAAUUAUUUUAUGAAAUGUAUUUUGAAGGAAUGCAUUGUUCAUCAUAACCACAUCAUGCGAUACGUAUCAAUGAUUGAGAACGCUUUCAGUUUGGCAUCUGCAUUACAAUUCAUGUUGAGCGUUAUGGUACUCUGUUUGAUCGGGAUACAAUUUUUAUCGAUUGAAAACCCAAGCGGGCAUCCUAUGCAGAUGGUGUGGAUGGCGAUAUAUUUAACUUGUAUGUUGGUCGAAGUUUUCAUAUUAUGCUGGUUUGGAAACGAGUUGAUUUGGAAGAGCACGGGUCUUCGCCAAGCUGCCUUUGAUGCUCCGUGGUUGGCCACUGAUCCCAAAAAUGCCAAAUACAUCACACUUUUCAUGGAACGCUGCAAGCGACCAAUGAAGGUCACCGCUGGGAAAAUUUUUACACUCUCAUUGGAUACAUAUACUGCGCUCAUCAACUGGUCGUACAAAGCUUUCGCAGUUAUGAGUAACAUGAAGAAAUAAAUAUGCACAAAUGCUUAAUAAUUGUUACCAACACAAUUACGUUGCACUGUUUAACAAUGAAUAAACGAGUUUACCCCAAUUAAUUUUAGAACAUAUUAAAAUUAU